Echinops telfairi (small Madagascar hedgehog) is the source of this 6756-nucleotide messenger RNA. It is a transcript of the gene CUNH14orf93, whose product is annotated as chromosome unknown C14orf93 homolog. The record is from RefSeq and is a predicted model, not a curated record. Lineage: Eukaryota; Metazoa; Chordata; Mammalia; Afrosoricida; Tenrecidae. Bases 4365 to 5951 code for a protein of 528 amino acids. The transcript has 8 exons.
AGCCUGUUCCGGUAUUUGCUUACCCGGUCUUGUGUGAUACUCAUUCCUGGUAGAAACAGGUUUUGGGGAGAACCUAACUGCCAGUCUUUGCCCUGCAGACAUGUUCUUCACUGCAGCCUCGAGAGAAGGAGGAGCUGCUUGUUCACAUUGGGAAGAUCUUCGCUGGAAGAAAACUAACAUCCUUCUCUAAGGUCUUCCAUCUUUUAUUCUCUUUCCAUCUUUUAUUCUUCGCUGACCUUUCCCUUUUUUUUUUUUACCUUCUGCUUUUUAAAUACAUUGUACAUCGACACUUUCUGUGUCAUGAAGAUGUUUUAACCCUAAAGCCACUUCUGACUUAUUUCAUGUCUCCUUUGGCUAACUAAAUUCCAAAAGACGUGGCUUUAUGUCUUGUGUGUUUCUCACCAAUCUACUGCAUAAUAUUUCGUCUACCACAAAAAACGUCUCUCUGGUCAUCGAUAGCAAUACCGUCGCAGACAAAUAAAAUGUCUUUCCUUAAUUUACAACUUUUUAACCACCCUGCUGUACUUGUCACAGUUGAUUAAGUCCACUUUUUCGACACUCUGUACUUUGGUUUCCAUAACCACUGUUUUCCUCCUAAAGUUUCUCUUUUAAUGAACCUUCUUCUUUGGUCUGGAACUAUGGCUCUGCUGGAGGUCCAGUCCUUGGCCUUGUCUUUCUCUUCGCACUUAUGUCUGGGCCAAGCUUAUUCACACACUCCGUUUCAAGGAUAACCCUUUAUCCAAAGAUUCCCAAAUCUGUAUUCCAGGACUGACCUUCCUCUUGCCCUCGGUUUUCAGUCCUAGUCAGUUGAUCUCCGGAUAUUCCCCUUAAGAGUUCUUGCCGUCAGUUAAUACACGCACGUCCUCUCUAAUGCAUGACCGCCCCUCCUUACGGCCUCAUUGCUGUCGUUCUGUCAGGGUCCCCAUCUUCUAACCCUCAGACUUACAAUCUUGGAGUUGUCUUUCACCAAUACCUCUAUCCUUAUUAUAUAAAGAAAUCAUGAUUGCUUCCUCUAGGAAGUUGAAAUCCUUCACGUCUCCAUCCCUCAUUCUCCUCGGCUCCUUCCUUAUUAGUUAAAAGCAUCUCAAAUAUCUUUAACCAUUCCAUGUUAGGAAUCUAAAAUAAACUAUAGCUCACAGGCUAAAUUGUAACCACUAGCCUUUUUUAUUGGCCCAUAAACCAAGAAUUAACAUUUACUUUCACACUUUAAAAUGUAAAUGUGUAAUAUUUUGUGACGUGUGAAAAGGAUGUGACAUUGAAAUCCCAGUGCCCAUAGGUCAAGCUUUACUGGAACCCAGCCACGAGCACUUGCCACGUAGUGCCUGUGCCGCUUUCGAGCCACAAUGGCAGGAUUGAGUAGUGAGGAUAGAACCCCCCUGACCUGCAAAGCCAGCCAUAAAUUAUUUACCGAAAAAGGUUGUUGACAUCUGCUCUAAGAGUUUUCUUAUCUUGGCUUUCAAGGUUCUCGGUCCACUUUGUUUGCCUGACUCUGAUGAGCCCCUUUGCUCUGAUCUCUUGACAUGUACUCUGUGAAUUCCUCUGAUUUAAAAAAAAAAAAAGGCAACUAAACUUUUUACUCCUCUAACAAUUCAUCUUGCAGUAGCCCUGGUGGUGCAGUGGUUACGCACAGGGCUGCGGGCCCCAGGGAGCAGUGGGAAUCAUUUGCCACUCCGGCCGAGUGGGGCUUUCCUCUCCCGGGAAAGAGUCGCGUCUCGGAACCCCUGUUCCUAUAGCAUCACUAUGAGUCUGAAUCCACGAUGACAGUGAGUUUGGCUUUUUGAGUUGAACAGUUCAUCUUCCACAUUACUCAAGAAUAAGUCCGAAGCUCUUCUAAAAGAACACAUCAUCAUGUGCAUUUUUUCUGUGUUGAUCUUAGCAUUAUGUUGAACCAACUCCAGAACUUUUCCGUCUGUAUCAUGUUUUUAUAUAUGUGUGUGGGCUUCCUUCAGCCUGCAUCGGAUGGUCUGUUCUACAGUGAGCCCUUGGCCCUGUUCUGACUGAUGAAACUGAACUUCUCCAUCGUCUCUCUCCACAGAUACAGUCUGUCUUACUCCUAUGCAUUCCGUUUGGCAAAGUCUACAGGUAUAGUCACUGUCUGAGUUACCUAGUGCUGCUGUACAGAAAUACGCAAGUGAAGGACUUUAACAAGCCGGGUUAUUAUGUCACAGUUUAGGAAGCUGGAUGUCUGGAUUCACCCACUUUCUCCCCGUGUCGCUCUGGAUGGGGGUCCUUGUCUCCUUCAACAUCUGUGGGCUCCAUGCCCCUUGGAAUCUCCCUGUGUCUUGGCAUCACCCCGCCCUUUGCUCGAGGAGGCCUCAUCACAGCGACCCCGGGUCCAAAGGACAUGUGCUGCUCUCAGCUUUCUUCUUUCUUGGUCCUUCUAGGUCCUUCCUCUGCUUGUCUCUCUUGUAUAAUUAGGAAAAUGAAAGGCAGUGAUGCCGACCACACUGCAGGGUUGUGCCCUCAGGAAGGUGUUGCAUCCCACCCUAAUCCCCGUACCGUGGAUUAGAUGAUCAUAUCAUGAUGCAACUGCCAAGCCACCGAGUAAAGUAGCCCCACUGGGUGGGGGUGGAGACACAACCCAAUCCACAACAGUUGCCAGUUAUGUUACUGAAAGGUAUGAGGGAGCUUCCAAAAUUUUGUGGAAAAAUGAAAUGAAAAGAUGGAACCCCCCCCCCCUAAUUUUUGCAGCUUGGUUGUUUCCCAGUAAAGGGGUUUUUGGUCUUGCAGAGGUCGAUCACGUGAUCUCGGAGUUGUUUUUCUUUUCCUUGAGGCUGUGUCUCCCUCCAGCUACCGAUGCUUCGCCUCGACAUGUUAAAAAACAAGGCUGUCACGUUGAGGGCUAAGGUGCACCUGACCUGAGCCAUGCUGCCUUUAAAUUGCCUUUGGUGUAUGUGAAAACUGGGUAAUGAGUGAGGAACAUCAUAGAAGACUUGAGGCAUUUGGAUUUUGGUGUUGGUGAAAAAUACCGAACAUGCCAUGUACGACCAGAAAGUGAACAGCCCUGCCUAGGAAGGAGUACGGCCAUGACGCGUCUUAGAUGUGAGGACGGUGACACUUGGCACAUCCUUCAGCCGUCUUGUCGGGAGGGACCAACUCCUGGAGAAGGAUAUCGGUCAGAGGGCAGGACCCUCGGCAAGAAGGAAUGAUACAGCGCCUGCAACCAUGGACUUAAACACAGAGCAGCGGUGCAGCGGGGGCGAGGCCGUUUGUGCUGCUGUUGACUGGCUCUCUCUGAGUCAGAACCAACCUGUUUCCCGGAGGUGGGGUGGGGUGGUUUGCCCUCGCGCUCAGCUCCAGGAAGGCAGGCUAGUGGGUCUGUCCUGUAAAAGCAGCCGGGAGAGCUCUCGGGAGCAGUUGACUUCAAGCGCUCAAGAGUUGCUCUGAGCGCUAGUGGAUUCGACAGCAACAGGUUCAGCUAUAGUUUUUGAUGUGUUUGUUUUAAUCACUCGUCUGCAUUUAAGUUGCUAAUUGGGUUUUUAUCACUUGAUAUAUGACUUUUAUUUGCCUGCAAACCCCAAUUUUUUCCCCUGCCUUAGGGCUUCAGGUGGGAGACUAUGGCUAGAAGUAGGGAAUUUAGGGCUGCAGUGGUGUCCAUGGAAACCAAAGAAGAGUCCCUUGCAGCCCCCCAUGCUGCACUGCACUCUCCCAGGCUUUUAGUAGGCAGGCUAAUUCAAGGACAUCAAUCUGUCGUCCUGAGUAUGACGCUCUGAAAUGGACAUACGGUGAUCAUACACAAAGUGGGGGAACAAGGACAAAAGGUAAUCUCACAUGGGAAUAAAUAUAACUCCAGCAGAGUGGAGUAUUAUCCUAAAGCCAGCUCAUGCCACUCGCCGUUGUUGGGUGCUGUCGAGUCACAGCGACUGUGUACAAGAGAAAACACACCGCCGGCUGCGCGCCCCGCAGUCAUGCCAUGUGGAGCCCAGUGGGGGAGCCACUGCACCAGUCCGUCUGGUUUGACGGUCUUCCUCUGUGGGGCUGACCCUCCAGGACUGGGCCCUGAGACACCAUCUGGCCAUCUUGCUUCCACGCAGCACUGUGGUGUGCUUCUUCCCAGACAGGUUAUGAUAGUAGGCCCCUGCAGGCACCCUGCUUCAGUGAGAGGUGAGCCUGACACCCCAUGCUGGUGAGCAGGAGCUGCGGCUGGAAGGCACAUCGGCAGCCAUGGACAGUGCCCUCUCCCCCUGCGUCCAUCCUCCUCGGCCCCUCUCCCAGCUCCGCUGAGCCCCCUCGAUGAGAAAGGGGCGUAAAUCCCAAGAGACUGGAGCUUCCCACCCAGCUUGUGAAGGCCGGUUUGGUUCUGGACUCCUUUCCGAAAGAAAGGCCCAGCCGGGUGAGCCGGCUUGUCACUGCUUCAGCCAGCCAUGUCCUUCAGCGCCACCAUUCUCUUCUCCCCACCCAGUGGGAGCGAGGCCACCUGCUGCUGCUGUGCCUGUAAGAACGAGACGAGCGGGGGCAGCACGGGCUCCCAGGGCGGGCACCCCCCGCCCAGCACCCCGAUCACUGUCACCGGGCACGGCCUGGCAGUGCAGAGCUCAGAGCAGCUCCUGCAUGUCAUCUACCAGCGGGUAGAGAAGGCGGUGGGCCUGGCCGAGGCGGCCUUGGGUCUUGCAAGGGCCAACAAUGAGUUGUUGAAACGUCUGCAGGGGGACGUGGGUGAGCUCCGGCAGGGGAAAGCGCUCCCCCUGGAUCAGGAUGGUGGAGGCGCUGCGCAGAGCCCCCCACCUGAGGAGCCUGAGCCCCCCAAGGAGAGCCCUGGGGAAGCCUGCAAGGCCCUGUGCACAGGCGACGAGGAGUGUGACAGCGUGGGCAGUGGCGUGCAGGUGGUGAUCGAGGAGCUGCGGCAGCUGGGAGCAGCCUCAGCUGGGGGGCCUGGUCCGCUGGGCUUCCCCACCACCCAGAGAUGUGCACUGGCUGCCAACGAGGGGCCCUCGCUGCUCAACCCUCUGGCCGAGGACUACGUGGCCUCUGAGGGCGCUGUGCAGCGGGUGCCCGUCCCUACUUAUGCCAAGCAGCUCUCACCAGCCACACAACUGGCUCUCCAACCGGGGCCAGAGAAUGGCGCCAAGCUUCCUCCACCCCACCCUGAAGAUGGGCUCAGUGCUGCUGCUGUGCUGGACAGCGCCUUGGAGGAGCCAGGCCCUGGGGGACCUGGGGUGCUGAGACAGCCCCUCGGCUUCCCCGCUUCCCAGCGCAGGACCACAGGGAGUGGACAGAAGAACUCCAGACGCAAACGGGAUCUAGUGCUCUCUAAAAUGGUCCACAGCGUGCACAACCACAUUGCCAAUGACAGGAGGUUCAACGGGUCCGAAAGCAUCAAGUCCUCUUGGAAUAUUUCAGUGGUGAAGUUCCUUCUGGAAAAGCUCAAGCAGGAACUGGUGACCAGUCCCCAUAAUUACACUGAUAAGGAGCUGAAAGGAGCCUGUGUGGCCUAUUUUCUUACUAAGAGGCGUGAGUACCGCAACUCCCUGAACCCCUUUAAAGGGCUGAAGGAAAAAGAGGAGAAGAAACUUCGAAGUCGCCGAUACCGGCUUUUUGCCAACCGCUCCAGUAUCAUGAGGCAUUUUGGACCUGAGGACCAGCACCUGUGGAAAGACGUCACCGAGGAGCUGAUGUCAGACGAAGAGGACAGUCUGAACGAGCCCGGGGUCUGGGUGGCCCGCCCACCGCGCUUCCGGGCCCAGCGCCUCACAGAGCUGUGCUAUCACCUGGACGCGAACUCGAAGCACGGCACCAAAACCAACCGUGUGUAUGGGCCUCCCUCCGACAGGUUACCUUCUGCCGAGGUGCAGCUCCUCCCUCCCCAACUGUACAACCCCAACUUUCAAGAAGAGGAAGAGGAGGCCGGUGAAGAGAAUGGGACUGGUUCCCCAUCUUUUGACCAGCCCCACAAAACCUUUUGUCCCGACUUGAACUCAUUCAUUGAAAUCAAGGUGGAAAAGGAUGAGUGAGAUCUGAGGCCGAGAGUGAACUCUGACCUCCGCCACUCCCCCAUGUCCUGUGAUGAGUGGCCUCGGGGCUUCCUAGAGUAAUGGGGAGCCCUGUGCAGUGUGCAGCGUAGAUUGACCUGCCUUCUGAACCCGUCCCCGCUGGAAGGGGGAGCUCUGGCAGGAUCAGAGGACUUAAUACAGAAAUGGGGGAAAGUGCCCUAGUGUGAGCGGCCUUGAACCAGAAGGUGCUUAUUCCUAAGAACAAACAGUGCCUGGCAGGAGCCUACAAUGAGGAGCGGAGGAGGAUGGGUCUAAGAAACAUGAGGCCUUCUUGACAUCUGCCCAGUCUCUGAGUUUCUUUUCAGGAGCCCCCUCAGCUCUGGGGAAGCAGCCCUGGUCCUUGGGUGUCCCCACCCCUGCUGGUCUUGCUCUGCAGUGGAGCAUGGGACCAGCCCAGGGCAAGACUGCCAUCUGGUGGGCGGUAUCAGUCACGGGCUGGGCUCCUUGGAGCCAGAGACUAUGGGCUCCAUUCCUAUUUGGGAAUUGGGAUCUAGAUAUAAUCGUUAUUGUUUAUUUCAUGCUAUAAGGUAGAUCUUAUUACGCCCAUCUUAUAGAUGAGGAAAGUAAGGCUUAGAGUUUCCGGUCUCACCAGCAGCUGUUGUCCCACUGUAUGAUUAAGCAGUGCCUAUAGCUCUGUAGCCAUGUCUUACCCCUGUCAAGCCAAAGUGUAUUUUGGAGAAAGGGUGGUGGUGGUGGUGGUGGUGGUGUGUGUCAUACAAUUUGUGCAUCUUGAAUGGACUGAGAAGUAAAAAUGACUUUCUAUUCA